Pectinophora gossypiella (pink bollworm) is the source of this 770-nucleotide messenger RNA. Its product is annotated as mitochondrial translation release factor in rescue. Lineage: Eukaryota; Metazoa; Arthropoda; Insecta; Lepidoptera; Gelechiidae. Gene Ontology annotation, biological process: translational termination. Gene Ontology annotation, cellular component: mitochondrion. The coding region runs from base 182 to 607 and encodes 141 amino acids. The record is from RefSeq and is a predicted model, not a curated record. The transcript is spliced from 3 exons. Gene Ontology annotation, molecular function: translation release factor activity.
CUGAGGCUUUAUAAGAAUUUGAUACUUUACUCUAAAUCUCUAAGCUUAACUGAUCCACAGUAUUUUAGACGCAAGAUUUCUACUGAAUUUAAGCGCAAUAAAACCCUGACUAAGCCUGAAGACAUAACUUUCGCGUUUCAGAAAGGAGAAGCUCUUCUCCGCCGAGGAGCAGUGGUAUAAGAUGUUUCUAAGACAAGUAUGUAGAUUUCGAGACAUUGCUCCAGUUCCCCGCAUACUGGUGCUAUUUAAACAUACUAUAGACUAUUCAAAAGUACCAAAAAUUAACGAGACAGAUUUGUCUGAGAGUUUUGUUAGGGGAAGUGGGCCUGGAGGCUCUGCUGUAAAUAAAAAUGCCAAUUGUGUGGUAUUGACACAUACACCAACAGGUACAGUAGUGAAGUGCCAUAUAAGUAGAUGUCAAGAUGAAAAUAGAAAAUUAGCAAGGGAGAUGCUUGUAGUGAAAUUAGAUGAAAUAUUAAAUGGAGAUGACAGUGUAGUAGCACAGAAGAAAAGAAUACAAGAGAAGAAAUAUAAAAGGACAGAGUAUAAGAAAAAGAAAAUGGCUAAGUUGAAAAGUGAAUGGAAAGAACGGGAAGGUUUAGCUUAAACAUAUUUUAUUUGUAUAAAUGGGUACAUAAUUGGUGUCCUGCAGCUUGUUGAGCCUGGUAAUAUCUAAGGAUGUAUACCUAUUAGUGUAUAUUGAUUAGAUUAUCGGUUUGUAAAAAAAUACAGAAUUAUGUAAAAUAAAAUACUUAGUAAUUUUGCCAAAA